Molecule: messenger RNA, 2494 nt
Organism: Anoplopoma fimbria (sablefish)
Lineage: Eukaryota; Metazoa; Chordata; Actinopteri; Perciformes; Anoplopomatidae
Gene: lman2la
Product: lectin, mannose-binding 2-like a
Exons: 9
Coding region: 1-1095 (364 amino acids)
Biological process (GO): endoplasmic reticulum to Golgi vesicle-mediated transport; endoplasmic reticulum organization; Golgi organization
Cellular component (GO): Golgi membrane; COPII-coated ER to Golgi transport vesicle; endoplasmic reticulum-Golgi intermediate compartment
Molecular function (GO): D-mannose binding
Source: RefSeq, a predicted model, not a curated record
AUGGCCGCCGCCAGCAGCAGUAAUAAUUAUUGGGAGCCCAGAUCACCAUUCAGACGGAAAAUAAUGUAUUUCAAAUCAUACUGGACUUUUGCUUUUCUUAUUUUUGCAGCAGGUCGGUGUUCUGCCGACGAUGAUCAUGAAAUGGAAGAGUUUUUAAAACGGGAGUAUUCCCUUUCCAAGCCUUACCAAGGUGUUGGAUCCUUAGGCUCCUCCCACUGGGAGCUGAUGGGGGAUGCCAUGGUAACCACCGACCAGGUGCGGCUCACACCUGACAUGCAGAGCAGGCAGGGGGGAGUAUGGAGCCGCCUUCCUUGCCAUCUGACGGACUGGGAGAUGCAGGUGCACUUUAAGAUUCACGGGCAAGGAAAGAAGAACCUGAAUGGCGAUGGUCUGGCCAUUUGGUACACUAAGGAACGUAUGCAGAAAGGUCCUGUAUUUGGAAAUAUUGACAACUUCACCGGCUUGGGUGUGUUUGUGGACACAUAUCCCAAUGAGGAGAAACAACUAGAGGCGCAGAAGAAAAGAUACACUCCUCGCACACAGAGGAUCUUCCCCUUCGUGCUCGCCAUGGUCGGGAACGGCAGCAUCAGCUACGACCACGAGCGGGACGGUCGGCCCACAGAGCUGGGCGGCUGCAACGCCAUGGUGCGCAACCUCAAACACGACACCUUCCUCUUUAUCCGAUACGUCCGCCGCAGGCUCACGGUGAUGAUAGACAUCGACGGACAACAUGAGUGGAGGGAUUGCCUCGACUUACCCGGGGUGCGGCUUCCCCAAGGCUAUUAUUUUGGAGCUACGGCCAUCACAGGAGACCUCUCAGAUAACCAUGAUAUCAUUUCCCUGAAACUCUACCAACUGACGGUGUUGCGGAGUCCAAAGGAAGAGGAUGAUGAGGACGAUGAUGAAGAGGAGAUAACGAUACCCAGCGUGGAUAACAUGGACCUCCUCAGAUUGGCUCAGAUGGAAGAGGGGAUGAGUGGAAUCGCUAUUUUCUUCACCGUGCUCUUGUCCAUGCUGGGUUGUAUCUUCCUCAUCGUCAUCGGCCUGGUGGUUUACAGCCACUGGAACGAGAACCGACGCAAGCGCUUCUACUGAGAGAGGACGGAAGAAAAAAGGAGGAGAUUGUGAUGGCUGCUGAGGUCCAUGGACCAAAAUGGAGACAAAUAACUGAGACCCUAUACUGUCGAGAGCAGUCGGUUGUUUUAUCCUGAGGACCCUAUCUUCUAUAUAUAGAUGGAGUAGAUGUAUCACCUGCUACAAAAAGCCACUGUCCAACUUUGCCAUUGGUAGUCAUGAAGCAGUAGGACUUUAUUUUUAAUCCAUAGCCCCUGCCUGACACACACCGACUCGGCCUUACCAUCUCCACCUCUGUACUUGUUACACAGCAGACGUGCAGUAUGACAUCUUAUGAGCAGCUACUUUUAUUGACAACGUUUUCUGUGUUUGAAAAAAUUUAAAAUUCAAAGAUUUUUUUUUUCUAUACUGACUCUCAGUUCAUGGAUGUUGAUUUAAUUGCUUUGAGAAAUAUAAAUAUUCAAAUAUCCAGUGUUUUCCUACUCUACAUCAUGACUUGAAGCGGUAACCAAACAGCAGUAAAAACUGAAUAAUGCCAUUCUUACUGUUGCUCCUUAAAGAUGCAUCUCUACUCUACUUUGCAUUAGAAAAAGCUUAUCUGUGCUUUUCACCUACUAAUCAUUUUGACUCCCGAGUAUAUACUAUAUAGUAUUCUGUAUAUUAUCACCCUGUACUUGUAGUAUGCAUGACAUUUGUUGAGGUUAUUUUUUAUGAAUCGUCUAGCGAACCGCUGUGCUUGGUUUACAUGGAAAACUGGCCUGUCUCAUUGAUGCAUGUGACAAAGAUUUAUGUGUUUUGGGAAAUAUUUCAUUUCAGUAUAUCACUGUUCCCUUCCCCAGAUUGUAUGUGUGUAUUUGAGAAAAAGUUUUUUGCUUAUCAGUUUAGAGCAAACUUUUAAAAACAUAUUUAAAAUAGAUAUAUUUAAAUGCCAGGAAUGAACUUUGCACUGAAGAGGAUUUUGAUGACUAAUCGUUUCCCUUUUUACUUUGCACAUUGAAAUCUAAAAUUACUUUUUGUUUGCGUUUCUUUUGUUUUUUUUAAAACACCACCUCUGACUUUGUGUGUCAUAUGACGUAUGCUUUUGCAGAAAUGAACAAACUUGCUGGUUUGGCCUCAGUUUGCCUCCUUUCGAUGGGGGUGUUAGCGAGCUGUUGUUGACCCGGACCGUUCUUCUUCUUUGUGUUGUGGAAAUGGUUACAGGCCUCACGUCAACAUCAAAUACAUUUCUACGAGUGGCUUUGUGUUCAAUUGUGCAAUGACUGAGGUCUUCCUUUUUUUUUUUUUUUUUCUGAAGCCACUUUGACAACCACCCUACUUUAUAUAUAGUCUGUAUGUUUGUAUGAAAACCGUGUGCCUCAUGUAUCCAUCCAGUGUCUUUGUCCUGAAUCAUUUCUAUUGCUUCAUUAAAGACCAAACAAGA